CUAUUUUCUCUUCUCCUCUCUCUGUAUUCUCUGGAAUUUAGAGAGAGAGAAGAUAUCCGAUCGACUGUGUCACAUUUCCAUCAUCGGAAACGAUCUCAGUGGAAAGAGUUGAAAAACGUAAAUUCAGAACGAAUCUACAAUGGCUAUCGAAGUAAAAGGCGUUCUAUCUCACGGUGGAAAAUACGUUCAGUACAACGUCCUCGGAAACCUAUUCGAGGUCUCCGCCAAGUACGUCCCUCCGAUUCAACCCGUCGGCCGUGGCGCUUACGGCAUUGUUUGCUGCGCUACAAAUUGUGAUACAAAAGAGGAGGUUGCAAUCAAGAAAAUCGGGAACGCAUUUGACAACAGGAUUGACGCUAAAAGGACCCUGCGAGAGAUCAAACUCCUUAGCCAUAUGGAUCAUGCCAAUAUCAUCAAAAUUAAGGACAUCAUAAAGCCACCAGAGAGAGAAACGUUUAAUGAUGUUUACAUUGUGUAUGAAUUAAUGGAUACUGAUCUACAUCAGAUUAUUCGCUCUUCUCAGGCACUCACUGAAGAUCACUGCCAGUACUUCCUUUAUCAGUUGUUACGGGGACUGAAGUACAUACACUCUGCAAAUGUUUUGCACCGAGAUCUGAAACCAAGCAACUUGCUUCUCAAUGCAGACUGUGACCUCAAGAUUUGUGAUUUUGGGCUCGCAAGAACCACCUCUGAGACAGAUUUCAUGACAGAAUAUGUUGUAACCCGAUGGUAUCGAGCACCUGAGUUGUUGCUCAAUUGUUCAGCAUAUACAGCAGCAAUUGAUAUUUGGUCAGUUGGUUGCAUUUUAAUGGAGAUUAUUAAAAGAGAACCUCUUUUUCCGGGUAAAGACUAUGUUCAGCAGUUGGGGCUCAUAACUGAGCUGUUAGGUUCCCCGGAAGAGUCAGACCUUGGAUUCCUAAGGAGUGAUAAUGCUCGGAGGUAUGUCAAGCAGCUACCUCAUUUCCCAAGGCAACCUUUUCUGCAGAAGUUCCCAGAUAUGUCCCCAGUUGCCAUUGACCUGGCCGAGAAAAUGUUAGUUUUUGAUCCAGCUAAACGCAUUACUGUUGAGGAAGCACUGAACCAUCCAUUCUUAUCAAGUCUUCAUGAGAUCAAUGAAGAGCCUACUUGCACAUCUCCUUUCAUCUUUGAUUUUGAACAAUCUUCCUUAAGUGAAGAAGACAUAAAGGAGCUAAUAUGGAGUGAGUCUGUAAAGUUCAACCCAGAAGAGCUAUUGAAGUAACCGCACCAAUAUUCUCGGUUUUUGUUGUUUACUUCGUUGAUGUCCUGUUUGAGUGUUUGAUUUUCGUUUGGAUUAUAAUAAAUGUACAAAAAUGUUUGAGUUUCCAUAUAAGCAGAGUGGUUAAGGAGAUAGGUUCUCCCUUGUAUCGAGCCAGGAAUGAGAUUUUUUUCCAUUUUUAUAUGGCUGGGUUGGGUUGAGGGGUGCACGAUUGUAAUUGAAAAUUGAUAUGCGAUAAAAGGUUAAUCUCUUAGCCUUAAGAAUGUAUUGCUGUUCUAUGUUUUGUACCAG
This is a messenger RNA of Ilex paraguariensis (yerba mate), 1528 nucleotides long. The record is from the annotation of a GenBank genome assembly. NCBI's taxonomy places the organism in Eukaryota, Viridiplantae, Streptophyta, Magnoliopsida, Aquifoliales, Aquifoliaceae.